Molecule: messenger RNA, 1603 nt
Organism: Hippocampus comes (tiger tail seahorse)
Lineage: Eukaryota; Metazoa; Chordata; Actinopteri; Syngnathiformes; Syngnathidae
Gene: abhd11
Product: abhydrolase domain containing 11
Exons: 6
Coding region: 247-1200 (317 amino acids)
Biological process (GO): lipid metabolic process
Cellular component (GO): mitochondrion
Molecular function (GO): carboxylic ester hydrolase activity
Source: RefSeq, a predicted model, not a curated record
UGUGCGUUGCCCCCACCCACGUGACCGGCACGUCCGCGCCUGUGCGCUUCUUUUCCCGUGACGUCAUGACGCACGGCCGCGCCUCCGUCGGUCCCUGAGCCGGCUUUCCGCUUCUCACUCGGAGCCCGGCCGCGCUUACGAGGCUUGCGCGAUUGCGCUUCGCGCGGCCCGGUUAACGUCGAGUCCAAGUGUCGUCGUCGUCGUCGUCGUCGUCUUCGCGAAGCGCGCCGCCCGCCGCCCGCCGCCAUGAGCGCUCUGCGUCGCCUGGUCCGCAGGACGCCGCUUCUGCUUCCGAACGGAAGCCACCGCCGGACGUCGGGCCGCCUUCCCGCCGAACGGAGAGAGGCCAGCUCGGCGAGUUCGGCGGGCGCCAGCCCCGUCGACCUGACGUACGACGUGUUCGACGGCAACGGAGAGAGCGCCGCCGCCGCCGCCGCCGCCGCCGCCGCGCCGCUCAACUUCCUGCACGGGCUGUUUGGGAGCAAAUCCAACUUUCAUUCCAUCGCCAAAUCGCUGGUGCAGCGGACGGGACGAAAGGUGCUGACGGUUGACGCCCGUAACCACGGCAACAGCCCGCAUGACCCCCAGCUGACCUACGAGGCCAUGAGCGGCGACCUGGCGCACCUUCUGGCUCAGCUGCGCAUCGACAAGUGCGUCCUGAUCGGACACAGCAUGGGCGGGAAGACGGCCAUGACCGCCGCCAUCACGCAGCCGGCGCUGGUGGAGCGGCUGGUGGUGGUGGACGUCAGCCCGGCCCGGAGCGACACCGCCACCGACUUCCACUCCUACGUGCGCGCCAUGAGGGACGUGGACGUCUCCGGCGACUUGCCGCGCUCCACCGCCAGACGCGUGGCCGAGGACCAGCUGCGACGCGCGGUCAAGGAGCGCUCGGUCCGGCAUUUCCUGCUCAGCAACCUGGUGGAGCGCGACGGCCGCUACGUCUGGAGGCUCAACCUGGACGCCAUCUCGGCUCAUCUCCGUGACGUCAGCGGCUUCCCCGCCUUUGGCUCCGCCUACCACGGCCCCACCCUCUUCCUGGGCGGAGCCUCUUCUGGCUACAUCAGCUCCGAAGACUACCCGGAAAUCGAGAGGCUCUUCCCGCGCGCCGACAUCCAGUACAUCCCCGACGCCGGCCACUGGGUCCACGCCGACAAACCUUUGGACUUCAUCAGCUCCGUCAUCUCCUUCCUGCAGUCCUAGAGCUCCGCCCGAUGCCGCAACGCCAAUCUUGUUGGCGCUGUACGGGACACGCGAUGAUGGUGGCGACGCCUUCCGGACGCAACGUUGUCACUUUCUCGCCGUCAAGAAACGGGAGACUUUGGGAUAACAUCACUUUGGGCAAAGGAAAAGGAGAAGGCGCUCGGGCUCCCCAACAAACUUGCUUCCAAAUGUUUGUGACGCGGGAAAAAGCAAUGGUAGCGGGCAAGUUACAAUCGCCGAUUCCUUUUUGCUGCCCGCCGCUAAGCGAGGACGCCGCGCGCUUCGGCCUCGCCGCUGCCCGACAUGUGGUGGCGCGAUGCGCUACUACGCUGGAAAUUUGACCCUUGCGUGUACACUGCAGUGUAAAAAGCCAAGACAAAGGGGAAAUAAAAUCGAACCAACC